Messenger RNA from Saccostrea echinata, 1432 nucleotides. RefSeq names its product leucine-rich repeat-containing protein 73-like. Gene Ontology annotation, molecular function: protein binding. Lineage: Eukaryota; Metazoa; Mollusca; Bivalvia; Ostreida; Ostreidae. The record is from RefSeq and is a predicted model, not a curated record. The transcript is spliced from 4 exons. The coding region runs from base 76 to 1290 and encodes 404 amino acids.
UGUUGUGAUUAGUUCCUCUUCGAGUUUCCUCGGGUGCACGCAAGGUCCUCUAGGUGUGCACAGGUAAAAGCAAUAAUGAAGGGAACGAUCGAGUUGAACAAUGUAAUUAUAUCGGAGGAGAGUGUGAAGGAAAUUUGUGAUGCAGCUAACGGUGGGAAAUUGAAGACACUUUCUUUGCGCGAUUGUGAAAUUGACGAGACAUUUUGCAGCUCUAUUUUGAAGGCAGUUGGAGCUUGCAAGUCAAUUUUGCAGUUAAGCUUGUGCGUUGGCAUGGUAAAAACUAAAAAAGAUGUUUCAGCACUUUGUAGGUGCUUACAGAAAAACAGAUCUCUACUCGCUUUGUUCAUCCAUGGUAAUCCCCUAAAGGAUUCAGGUAUGCAGAGAAUCUGUGGAGAAUUAAUCCAUCAUCCACACAUUGCAACUCUUGAUGUCAGUGACUGUGAAUUAACAGACCAGUCUAUGGAGUACCUGUGUAAUCUAUUACCAAAGACUGGCACAAAAUCAGGUUUGAAAGACCUUUCCCUCAGUGCUAAUCCUGGAAUAUCACAGAAAUCCUGGACAAAGUUUGCUGCUUCACUAGCAGCCAGCAGCAAUCUUCGUGAGCUCUAUCUAGAUUACAAUAACCUUGGUGACUAUGCAGCUAGUUGUAUCGUGAUUGGGCUUACUGGGUCACAAAAUCUUCAGGUCCUUGAUUUAGAAGGCACAAACAUUGGAGACUCCACAGCUGAGUUGAUUGAGCAUUUACUUGAAAAGUUUCCCUCCCAGCUUCAUAAAGUGGUGCUGAAAGAAAAUAAAAUAAACAGCAAUAUCAUAGAAAAGAUUUCUUCCUUUCUGGAUGAAAGUGACGACAUUUCUGACACAUUUAGCAUUCAAUCCAUGAAACUAAGAACAAAAUCAUCUGGUAAAACUUCAAAGUCCAAAACUUCCACACAGAAGAGCUCCACCCUGAAAGACAGCACUAGAGAGGAUGAGUUAUCAUCAGAGGAUGAAAAAACUGAUAAAGAAAAAGAAGAAGAAAGUGAUAUGAAAGACACUGUGAAAACUGAUGAAGAUUAUCGUGUGCUGGCGAUGGCUUUGGAGGAGGGACUGAGCACCGGGAAGAUCAGUGCCCUGUCUGGAACCAUGGAGGAAGAUAAUGAAGAGGAGGAGCUUACAGAAGUCCCGGUGACAUCACAAAGUCCUGUGAUACGAUUCACAGAGAACAAACCACAGACUUGCUCUGCAGAGGACUUUGGUGAUGAAGGAGAUGAACUUAAAGAAAUCCCCCUUUUUCAACAUGCCACUAUUUGACAAGCCGGAAUAUUUUUAUUGUCAACAUAAUAUAUGUCUUAAAUUGAUUAAACAAAUUGUUUUAAACAUUGAAAAGAAUUUGCCAUCUUGUCACCUUUGAAAUGUCACAAGAUCUAUAGCCCUAAUAAAUAUUAGUGAUGAA